This is a messenger RNA of Vicia villosa (hairy vetch), 759 nucleotides long. RefSeq lists its product as uncharacterized. The record is from RefSeq and is a predicted model, not a curated record. Lineage: Eukaryota; Viridiplantae; Streptophyta; Magnoliopsida; Fabales; Fabaceae. The transcript has a single exon. Bases 1 to 759 code for a protein of 252 amino acids.
AUGCACGAAAGUUACAUUAAAAGCUUGUGGGGUUCUGAUGAAUGUCAUUGGUCGGCUGUGGAUUCUGAGGGGCAAUCUGGAGGGAUAGUAACAAUUUGGAGAAAAGGGGUGAUGAGGGCUGAUUUCAGCUUCAAAGCUAAAGGUUUACUAGGAGUGAAUGUUGUUUGGAACGGUACGAAUUGCUAUUUCAUAAAUGUAUACUCUCCUUGUACAAUAGCAGAGAAGAGAGCCCUAUGGAGUCAAUUGUUGGUUUGGAAAAAUAAUCUAUCUAGUGGGGAAUGGAUAAUCGGCGGCGACUUUAAUGCUAUAAAGACAGAGGAUGAAAGAAUAGGAAGGGGCAUGGAAAAUAGAACAGAGAUGGAGGAAUUCGCAGGAUUAAUUGAUCUAUUGGAGGUGGUGGACCUACCGGUCAUAGGAAAUAAGUUUACUUGGCUAAAAUUGGGUGGUGAUGUAAGAAGCAGAAUAGAUAGGUUCCUGAUGACGGAAGGAAUAAUAAACUUGUGGAAGGCGGUGGCUCAGGCCUCUGGGAAUAGAGACAUAUCUGAUAACAGGCCCAUUUGGGUGAAGACUUGCAAUAAGGACUGGGGUGUGAAACCAUUUAAGGUUUUCAGUUGUUGGAAUGAACAUCCGGAUCUGGAGAGAUUUGUUGGGGAGGCCUGGAAAGCGUUCCAAUGCAACGGAACAAGUGUGUAUGUCCUUAAGGAGAAAAUUAAACACAUAAGAGACAGACUGAGAUGGUGGAACCUGUUGAAAGAGUAA